Molecule: messenger RNA, 1335 nt
Organism: Melozone crissalis (California towhee)
Lineage: Eukaryota; Metazoa; Chordata; Aves; Passeriformes; Passerellidae
Gene: NEK2
Product: NIMA related kinase 2
Exons: 9
Coding region: 1-1335 (444 amino acids)
Biological process (GO): protein phosphorylation; chromosome segregation
Cellular component (GO): nucleus; cytoplasm; centrosome
Molecular function (GO): protein kinase activity; ATP binding
Source: RefSeq, a predicted model, not a curated record
AUGCCCGGCCGCCCCGACGACUACGAGGUGCUGCUCACCAUCGGCGCCGGCUCCUACGGGAAGUGCCGCAAGGUCCGCCGCAAGGCCGACGGCAAGAUCUUGGUAUGGAAGGAACUGGACUAUGGCGCGAUGACGGAGUCGGAGAAGCAGAUGCUCGUGUCGGAGGUGAACCUGCUGAGGGAGCUGCGGCACCCGAACAUCGUGCGCUACUACGAUCGCAUCAUCGACAGGAGCAGCACCACCCUGUACAUCGUCAUGGAGUACUGCGACGGGGGAGACCUGGCCAGCCUCAUCGCCAAGUGCGCCAAAGAAAGGCAUUUCUUGGAUGAAAGCUUUGUUCUCCGAGUGCUGACCCAGUUAACGUUGGCCCUGAAGGAGUGUCACAGACGGAGCGAUGGUGCAGUCGCUGUGCACCGGGACCUGAAACCAGCAAAUGUCUUUCUAGAUGGCAAACAGAAUGUGAAACUUGGAGACUUUGGGCUGGCCAGGAUAUUGCGCCAUAACACCAGCUUUGCCACAACGUUUGUCGGCACUCCAUAUUACAUGUCUCCAGAACAAAUGAACUACUUGUCAUACAAUGAGAAAUCUGACAUCUGGUCGCUGGGAUGUAUCGUGUAUGAAUUAUGUGCUCUCUCGCCUCCAUUUACAGCUUUCAACCAAAAGGAGCUGGCAGAAAAGAUAAGGGAAGGGAGGGUCAGGCGAAUACCGUAUCGUUACUCAGAUGAGCUGAACAACCUUCUCAGGGACAUGCUGAAUGUAAAGGAUUACUGCCGACCUUCUGUUGAAGAUAUUCUGCGGCACCCCUUGAUAGAAGAUAUGGCAACAGAAGAACAGAAACAGAAUUCUGAAAGAAGAUGCCUCAAACUGUGGGAGCCAGAAAGGCUGCAGUUCUCAGAUGUUGUAGUAAAUGAGCUGAAACGAAAGGAGCAGCAGUUACAGGAGCGAGAGCAAGCCAUUAAAGAGAGAGAACAGCGUCUGGAGCAGAGAGAACGGGAGCUCAGUGUUCGGGAGAGACUGGCAGAGGACAAACUUGCUAGAGCUGAAAGCCUGCUGAAGAGGUGCAGUCUCCAGAAGCAGCAGCAGCAGGAGGUAACGUGCGCGGAAGGCCCAGAUAACACACUCCUGCUUCCCCUUUCUACAACCAAGAAGAACUCACACUAUGAUGGAACUGAAGAGAAAGCUGUACCUCAUAAUAUGGAAAACUAUUUCCUUUCCAAAGGAAAAAGCUCUGAUCUCAAAAGGCGUCUCUAUGCUGCAAAUCUACGGGCUCAAGCGCUGGCUGAACUGGAAAAAAACUAUCAACUAAAGAGCAGACAAAUCUUGGGCAUGCGUUGA